Molecule: messenger RNA, 2619 nt
Organism: Mytilus californianus (California mussel)
Lineage: Eukaryota; Metazoa; Mollusca; Bivalvia; Mytilida; Mytilidae
Product: thioredoxin domain-containing protein 9-like
Exons: 2
Coding region: 119-796 (225 amino acids)
Biological process (GO): microtubule cytoskeleton organization
Cellular component (GO): cytoplasm
Source: RefSeq, a predicted model, not a curated record
UGCAAUUCACGUUGGGACUAGUAACGUGAAUCAGCUAGCGGAUAGAAUCUAUCAAUUAAAAAGACGUCUACCAAGAAACUGAUUGAUUUCACAUAAAACGGUUUCAUAGAAAAAGAAAAUGGCGAACGCAAUGAUUCAAGAUGCUUUACAGAAUCAGCUUACUCAGGCAGCUCAGAUCAUGGAACAGCAGGUUGAUGCUGAAUUGCAUCGUCUUGACAACAUGGAUGAAGAUGAUUUCGAAAGUCUGCGUAGAAAACGAAUGGAAGCAAUGAAAAAGUCACAGAAACAAAAACAGGAUUGGAUGACACAAGGCCAUGGGAAAUACACGGAAAUUCUAGAUGAAAAAGAAUUCUUUGAAAUGUGUAAAAAGAGUAAGAGGGUAGUUUGUCAUUUUUACCGGGACAGUACAUUUAGGUGUAAAAUUGUUGACAAACAUUUAGAAAUCUUAGCUCCAAAACAUAUGGAAACUAAAUUUGCAAAGAUUAAUGCAGAGAAAUGCCCAUUUCUGGUAGAGAGAUUACGGAUUGUUGUCCUCCCUACAAUGUGUGUGGCUAAAGAUGGAAAAACAACAGACUAUAUUGUAGGUUUUGAUGAAAUGGGAGGUAAAGAUGACUUUCCAACAGAAAUGUUAGAAUGGCGUUUAGGACGUGCAGAUGUAAUAAAUUAUAGCGGUGAUCUAUUAGAGCCACCAAGUGUUGCAAGCGAGAAAAAGACAGGAAUAUUAGGACAUGCCAAGACGAGUAAAACAAUUCGUGGAAGGAACGAUGAUGACUCCAGCGAUGAAGAUGAUUGGUAGAGAACUGAUUUUAAUGAUUUGUCUGUCAUUUAAUUCAUGGCUUCACUACCAUGACUACCAGGGACAAUUGAAAACAAUUAUAUAUGUACAAAUUAUUUUUAUUUAUUGACACAUUUUAUAAAUAUUUGAUUCAAUGUUAGAUUUAUUUUUUGUUAAUAUGAAGUCUUCAGAAAGUAUAAAGCAAUGCAAAUGUUAUGUCUUUUGUACAUAUAUAUGUGUACAUACAGAAUUGAGUGUGCUGUAUUUGAGUAUUUGGGUAAAUAUUUUGGUCUUAUACAUUUUUUCUUUGUAAUUGGUAAUUUUAAAGUCAAUUUAAAAUCUGAGUCUUUUGAAAACAGUCUUGAAAACAAGUUUUGGUUGUUCCUUCUUCAUUGAUGUUAUUUAGAAUAUUAUAGGUAACACAUUAUAAAUGACAAAAAAGUAAAUUUCUUUGGUACAUGUAUAGAAAAACAAUUAAAAAAAUUAAGUUAAAACCAUGUGAAAAUCACUUUGUUGUAUUCAUACCUUCCCCGGCUAAGAUGAAUUGAAAUAAACUAGAAAUAAUCAGGCUAAAAUAAAUGCAACCAUUUGAACUGUUUAAUUGGAUACAUACAUAAUGAAUUGUUGAAGUUGGGAAAUGCCAGAGUAAUAAAAUUUGAAAGUUUGAAAUAAACAUGAUGUGACAUUUCACAAAAUGAACAUAAUUUAUAAAGAAGACAAAAUAUAACAUGCUAAUUAACCAAAUACAUUUUAUGUAAGAAGUCUUCAGUCUUAAAAUGAAAUUGUGCCCAACUUUGUCCAAGUGUAACAGUUGUAAGCUAACAUACACUGUUUUAUUGCUUGCUUCUUGUGCAACUUGUCCAAGUGUAAGCUAACAUACACUGUAUUAUUGCUUGCUUCUUGUACAACUUGUCCAAGUGUAAGCUAACAUACACUGUAUUAUUGCUUGCUUCUUGUACAACUUGUCCAAGUGUAAGCUAACAUACACUGUAUUAUUGCUUGCUUCUCGUACAACAGACAGCUUUUUAUUAUCCCUAAAAAUGUUGCUUUCGUACAUAUGCAUCUACCCCAUACCCCAAUUUCUUCAAUUUAAUGACAUUGAUAAAUUGUAUUAUUUGACAUAUUUUUUAUUAAGAAAAUAAUCAGGUGAUACCGAAACAUUAAAAUGUUAGCGUUUGAUGUGUUUAGUAAACUUUUGAUAGAAAUGUAAACCUUAACACCAAUAUUUAUCCUUCCAUUUUUAAAUGUCAUCGUGUUACACAUAUGCAGCCUUGUAGAACAUUCAUUAUUAUGUUAGCAAGCUAUGAUCCCUUUCAUGUAUCUCAGAUAUCGAUCAUUAUCAUAUUUUAUGUUUCAAUUUCAAAAGAAAAGACCUGUUGGCCAACAGUCGGAAUAAUAAAUUCAUGAAGAAAAAAAUAAUUAUAAAAAAAAACCAGUCGGAAUAAGAUCUUUGACAAAGAGGGAUAUGUCUUUCUGUAGACAGUAAGUUUAAUGUGAGCUUACACAUUAUAAAUUUGACUUACAAUAUCAGCUGAUGACAAAGCAUGGUGUAUAAAUAUCUGGUAGCGUUAUAAUGCUGAUUAAGAAUGUAAUAUUUGCUACUGGACAAAUCAAAAGCAGCCAUCAAUCAAUAGUCACUUUAUGUCAUGAUUAACUGUAUUAUAUAAGAAUGUGAAUUGCUGUAAUAACCUCACAAUAUACCAUAUUAUGUGUAUCUUUAUGGAGCUUUACAUGUUUAUUUCAUGCAUAUGUAGUAAAGUUAUGACGUAAUUGUUGUUACAGAGUGAAAAAUACCAUUUAGGUUUCUGAAUAAAUAUUUGUAUUAAAAUUAAGAAUUGUUUGUA